Messenger RNA from Aspergillus niger, 1527 nucleotides. RefSeq lists its product as uncharacterized. Lineage: Eukaryota; Fungi; Ascomycota; Eurotiomycetes; Eurotiales; Aspergillaceae. Gene Ontology annotation, cellular component: plasma membrane. Gene Ontology annotation, biological process: intracellular iron ion homeostasis; iron ion transport; copper ion import. The transcript is spliced from 4 exons. The coding region runs from base 1 to 1527 and encodes 508 amino acids. Gene Ontology annotation, molecular function: ferric-chelate reductase activity. The record is from RefSeq and is a predicted model, not a curated record.
AUGAAUCCUUGGUCAAUCACGCAGGGACAUCCGUUCUCGGUGGUUUGGUGGCACGAAGAGCUUAGACUUCCCACCGAUCCUUCGAACGAUGAAGAGCUUGGAAGGGAAUUUUCCAUACUUGGACGGGAUGGCACGGCAACUGCAGAGAGCAUAAUGGAGUCUAUGAUCGAAAGACCAUUCACGUUUUGGUUACUCAUUCAGCCACGAUGGGGUCUAACGAAACAUCUUGCUGCCUACGGGUCCUCAACAAAAUUGCGAGCCGUUGUUGAUGGACCUUAUGGUGGAAACCAUGAUCUCAAGGAGUAUGGUCAUGUCAUCAUGUUUGCACAAGGUAUUGGUAUUGCGGCCCAAAUACCCUAUAUACGUUAUCUCUUAUACGGGUCGUUACGCGGAGAACUGCCCGUCCGUCGAAUUUCACUGAUAUGGGAAACACAUUCUUGUAACCUAGCCACAGUCUCUCCGUGGAUGAGACAUCUUUUAAUGGAAGACUUUGAUAACUAUACCAAGACUCUGAUGCUCAAUAUCAAACUGUAUAUUCCGGACGUGCACAAUAAUGAAGAGUACGGUCGCCGUGUGAAAAGCUUUGCACAUCGGGUAAAUAUCAAGGAAGUCUUGCCAAAGGAAUUUCAGCAUGAUCGGGGAAAGAUUCUGAUAACAGGUUUGCACUGUCCUCACAGCGAGGAUGUAUCCAGUCUAAUGAGAAAAAGCAUCCGCAGUGAAGCUAUAGUCUUCAUCGUCAGACCCAUCUCUCCUUUGAAAAUGUCUACUUUGAGCAGCUUUGGAGUAUGCACAAAACUAUCAAAUAUUACAUCCGGCCCGUUGCCAAUAUCGGAUUAUCACAAAAGGCUACACGUGCUUGCAGGGCCUUCAAUCCUCGAGACUUUCUAUGCUGUUCAGAGGAAUGCAAUAGAGAGCCAGACGGCAAAAGCUGCUCAGCAACAAAUAUCAGCCAUCAAUGCUCAAAUUCGGCGGCAGAAUUCUGAUAGUAACGUACAAUCUGAACUGGGUGUUAUCGCCUUAGACAUUUUCAUCUAUGCGUGGUCUGUCCCAGGCCUUCAGUACUACCUAUACGAUUUCUGUCGGCUGCAACAUUACCCUGUUGGGUGGGCACGCCAACCUCCGCAGCUACAUUAUGUGUACCGUCCUUAUAAGAGUCGUUACUGGGAUGAUUGCAAUUGGAGCACCCCAAAGUUAUUAUUCAGCUUCGUCUGGCAGCUGCGGAAAGCAGGAGAGACACCUGAGAUUAUUGAUGAUCAAGAGACUUUGAUUCUCGAACAUGGGUUCACGUUCAAUCGACGAGUCAUUAAACUUCACUUGCGACACGGAAAUAUGAACUCCAUGGUGGGACUCAUACAGACCGACGAUAUUCUCCAGUAUCUCAAGGACCUAGCACACUGUCUCAUUACCGAGGACAGGCUGAGUUAUGAAAAGAAACGUGACGAUCUCCGCAAGGCGUGUAUUUUGCACGGGUAUCCUUGUUUGUUGAUCCCGGGCACGUACUCACAGGAAACGGCAAACAAAAAAUAG